This is a messenger RNA of Morchella importuna, 588 nucleotides long. RefSeq lists its product as uncharacterized. Lineage: Eukaryota; Fungi; Ascomycota; Pezizomycetes; Pezizales; Morchellaceae. The record is from RefSeq and is a predicted model, not a curated record. The transcript is spliced from 3 exons. The coding region runs from base 1 to 588 and encodes 195 amino acids.
AUGGGGCGGGCACCUUGGAAGCAUGUGUUUGAAGCCAUCCUCGGCCGGGGCCCACAAGGCCGAGGAAUCGAAAUACCUGAUCUCCGGCCCCCAACCACAAGAGGCCUCCCAACUGCAGAAGACCUUGAAAGAGAUCCCCCGCUCACAUAUGAAAAGAACUUCGAUGGGUCUAGGGACCAGGUUCUCGGUUUCGAGGGUAUUGCAACAAGGGAUACCCCCGAAACCACCUCAUCCGAGGGGGCUACUAUCAUGGCAGCCGUUUCUCGAGCGGAAACACAUCCCCGAGAAUUGGUUACGGAUAGUGGCGUGGCUGGGAGGCGGAUCCACAGAACGCCAGCAUCGAUCAGGCGUUUCCUAGAACAUACUGAAGACGGACAAACACUCUUCAGGUUUUCUGGGCCGCCCAACCCUUCCCCUGGGGCUCCGUACGAACGGCUUUUCGGCGAUCUUGAUAGUCUAGGCCUUGCCCCACAGGAAGAAUCCCCUGAGGGGGAAUACGGGGAAGAGGGGCCUUCUCGAGGCACCCCUCAACACCGAAACAUUGGGCAGUCAUUGGAUGAGAUCUUGUAUCUUCCAUCCUGCGGAUAA